Molecule: messenger RNA, 4399 nt
Organism: Pygocentrus nattereri (red-bellied piranha)
Lineage: Eukaryota; Metazoa; Chordata; Actinopteri; Characiformes; Serrasalmidae
Product: A disintegrin and metalloproteinase with thrombospondin motifs 3
Exons: 22
Coding region: 207-3884 (1225 amino acids)
Biological process (GO): extracellular matrix organization; proteolysis
Cellular component (GO): extracellular matrix
Molecular function (GO): metalloendopeptidase activity
Source: RefSeq, a predicted model, not a curated record
CGCGCGCGUGUGUGUUUAUAUGUGAGGGUGAGUGAGUGUGUGUGUGUGAGUAAUGCUGAGUCUGUCCCGCUCUCCCCGCACGCACACACGCACACGCACGCGCCAGCUUUCCCCAUGAUCCGAGGCCGCCGGGAGUUCGCCAGGCUCGCGCUGAAGAAGAGGAAAGUUUGCGUUUGGGAAGUUGAGCUGCUCGCGCUCGGCUCGUCAUGGACUCCGCUCCUCUGCUGCUGUACUGCGCCCUCAGCGCGCUGCUGCUGGCGGAGCGGCGCGCGGCUCUCUCGCACGCCAACCUCUCAGGGAAGCUGAGCGAGUACGGCCUGAUCGUUCCGUUCAGCACGGACUCCCGCGGCCACUACGUCUCACACGUCCUCUCGACUGCCGCCUCAUCUUUGGGGAAAAGUAAACGCCACGCCCGCAGCGUCCCCGAGAAGGAGAGAACCAGAGAAAGAGACACUCAGCAGGUGUUCUUUAACGUGACUGUGUUUGGUAAGGAGCUGCACCUGCGGCUGAAGGCCAAUAACAGGCUGGUGGCCCCCGGAGCCCACCUGGAGUGGCACGAGGACUUUGAGGAGAAGGCCAAGGUGCAAAUCCGUGGAAACUGUGUGUUCACUGGAGAUGUGACGGACAUGCCCGACGCCUCGGUGGCCAUCAGCAACUGCGAUGGCCUGGCUGGACUGAUUCGCACGAGUAACGGCGAGUUCUUCAUCGAGCCUCUGGAGAAAGGCCAGCAGGAGACAGAGGUCAAAGGCCGAGUUCAUGUGGUGUACCGCAGAUCUGCCAUUAAAAGAGAACCUGGAAGAAACCAGGAGGACCUCCAUAAUGAAGUGGCUGAUUUUGGAAUUGCCGAGCUACCGUAUGCUCUGGACGCGAUGGAGCGGAAGCUGUCGGAUUCGGAACGCAAACGCCGGCACGCUAAAAAAGACAACUACAACAUUGAGGUCCUGUUGGCCGUGGAUGACUCGGUGGUGCGUUUCCACGGCAAAGAGCACGUUCAGAACUACGUCCUCACACUCAUGAACAUAGUAGAUGAAAUUUACCAUGACGAAUCUCUGGGGACCUGCAUCAACAUCGUGCUCGUUCGUAUGAUCAUGGUGGGCUACCGUCAGUCGAUCACCCUGAUCGAGCGGGGAAACCCCUCCCGGAGCCUGGAGCAGGUGUGUAGGUGGGCGAACACCCAGCAACGGCUGGACCCCAACCACGCCGAGUACCACGACCACGCCAUCUUCCUCUCCAGGCAAGACUUUGGUCCUGCAGGUAUGCAAGGUUAUGCCCCGGUCACUGGCAUGUGCCACCCUCUGAGGAGCUGCACGCUGAAUCAUGAAGACGGGUUCUCGUCGGCGUUCGUCGUGGCUCAUGAGACCGGCCACGUGUUGGGGAUGGAGCACGAUGGUCAGGGGAACCGGUGUGGUGAUGAGACCAGUAUGGGCAGCAUCAUGGCUCCUCUGGUUCAGGCUGCGUUCCACCGAUAUCACUGGUCACGCUGCAGCAAGCAGGAGCUCAACCGCUACAUCCACUCGUAUGACUGUCUGCUGGACGACCCAUUCGAGCACAAAUGGCCUAAACUCCCGGAGCUGCCGGGCAUCAACUACUCCAUGGACGAGCAGUGCCGCUUUGAUUUCGGGGUGGGAUAUAAGAUGUGCACAGCUUUCCGCACGUAUGACCCGUGUAAGCAGCUGUGGUGCAGCCACCCUGAUAAUCAGUACUUCUGUAAGACAAAGAAGGGUCCGCCUGUGGACGGGACGGAGUGUGCUCCGGGAAAGUGGUGCUUUAAGGGUCACUGUAUCUGGAGAAGCUCCCACCAGCCCUAUGGCCAUGAUGGAGGUUGGAGCUCCUGGGGAAAAUUCGGUUCCUGCUCUCGUACCUGUGGGGGAGGAGUUCGGUCUCGCAGCCGUCAGUGUAACAACCCAACUCCUGCCUACGGUGGUCGUGACUGUCCUGGUUCUGCGUUUGACUAUCAGAUGUGUAACACUGAGGAGUGUCCUGGUCCGUAUGAAGACUUCAGAGCUCAGCAGUGCGUCCAGCGAAGUAACAAAUACCACAACAACAUCAAACACACCUGGCUGCCCUACGAGCACCCCGACGAGGCUCAUAAGUGUGAGCUGAGUUGUCGCUCUAAGGAAACAGGUGAGAUUGUGUUUAUGAACCAGGUGAUGCACGAUGGGACACGCUGCAGCUACACCGACCCCUUCAGUGUCUGUGCUAGAGGAGAGUGUCUGAAUGUGGGCUGUGAUAAGGACGUGGGCUCCUAUAAACAGGAGGAUAAGUGCGGAGUGUGCGAGGGGGACAACUCACACUGUCGCACCGUCAAACUGACGCUGACUAAAACACCUAAAAAGACAGGCCUGUUGAAGAUGUUCGAUAUCCCGGCCGGAGCGAGACACAUCGUAAUUGAGGAGAACGAGACGUCUCCACACAUCAUCGCGGUGAAGAACCAGGUCACGGGCAGCUUCAUCCUGAACGCAAAGGGAGAUGAAGUCAGAACGAAGACCUUCAUCGAGAGCGGACUGGAGUGGGAGUAUUCAGUCGAAGGAGAGAAGGAAGCGCUGAAAACCGUCGGCCCUCUCCACGAAGGCAUCGUGGUGCUGGUGGUUCCUCAGAAGGACGACACCAAGAUCAGUUUAACAUAUAAAUACAUCAUCCAUGAAGACCUGGUGCCCAUCAUCACCAACAACAAUGUCCUCCUGGCUGAGCUGGACACUUACGAAUGGGCCCUGAAGAGCUGGACCCAGUGCACCAAACUCUGCGGAGGAGGAGUUCAGUACACUAAGUACGGCUGCCGGAGGAAGAGCGACAGUCGCCUCGUCCAAAGGAACUUCUGCGAUGUCAAUAAGAAACCCAAGCCCAUCCGCAAACUCUGCAACAUGAACGAGUGCAGUCCGGCCACGUGGGUGGUGGAGGACUGGAGCCCCUGCAGUAAGACGUGUGGUAAAGUGGGUUAUCAGGCACGGGUGGUGCAGUGUGUUCAGCCUCUGCAGAAUGGCACCAACAGACCCACACACACCAAAUACUGCAGCGGAGAGCGACCUGAAACCCGCCAGGCCUGCGGCCCAAUUACUUGCCCAGCGCUGUGGAGGACAGGAGCAUGGUCACAGUGCUCGGUCACCUGUGGGGAAGGUAUCCAGCAGCGGCAGGUGGUCUGCAGAGGGCCCGACAGCAGCAGUGUGGCUGAAUGCGAGGGAGAGAAGCCUGUGAGCGUGUCCAUCUGCAAACUCCCACCAUGCCCAGGAGAGCCGUCAUUCCCCCCUCCAAUCGUGGACUUUAUGGACAACUACACUAUUGAUGGGGAGGAUUUAGCCAACGCACCUCUGAAUAAAAUCUCAAACGAGCCGUGUGUGGGUGACAAAUCUAUAUUUUGCCAGAUGGAGGUUUUGGCGCGGUACUGUUCGAUCCCCGGCUACAACAAGCUGUGCUGCGAGUCCUGCAGUAAGAAAAUGGGCGCUACCACGCCAGCACCAGGCCUGUACUCCUCCGCCUCGGUGCAGCCCGAGCUGAGCCUCCCUACCCAGCCGCCCACCUCCAGCCCCAAGCCCCCCAUUCUGUCGACUACGCCACCUCCGCUAACCCAUGCCGCUAAAGGUAAUGCUAGGAAACCACGCUCCACUGCGCCAGGUCUAACCGCAGCUGCCAUGAGCUCCAAACCGGUCAGCGUUUCUCCGGCUGAGGAGGUUUCUACCAAGCUGCUGUCCUCUGGUUCACCUCUACCUCCAGCACAGAGCACUAGCGCUAGCUCCACCGCUAGCGUUAGCACCACCCGUUUGCCCUCUCAGGACUCGGACGGGAAGAAGGAGAAAGCGAAACCUCGAAACAGCACUUUAGCCUCGCCGACCUCAGUCCAGACAGGCAGGAGAGACUCGCCCAACAGGAACUUACCGGUGGUCACAUGAACAUGACCGUGCUGCUUAGCAUCGCUGCUGCCUGACUGGUGCCGACUGUUGUCUCAUGCCAUCACCUCUUGGACGUUGAUUUGUUGUUCUGUUUUUGGUGCCAUGGACUUGUAAUGGGUUACCUCAGACCGUUAACCGCAUCUCCAGCCAGGUGAAACUACAUUAUUACCUGUUAGAACCUCAUCUCCCAGCAUCCUCUGCAGUACGUGAGAAAUGGAAAUAAGGAACCGGCAAAAAAUGUAAAAGGUGCUGUAAUUUUAAAAUGACUAUGAGUAACGUGUUGAAAUGCAGUGACUGCUUUGCUCCGAUCUACAACUACCAGCGUAGGCCGCUCUCCCAGUGAGCGAUCACUAAGGACGCACCCAAACCGCAGAAAAGCACAAAAUUAGGUACAGCCUUUUAAAAUGAUUUCAUUUAGCUUAAAAUAGAAAUAUAUCUUAAUCUUAAAUAUAUACACUGAUCAGGCAUAACAUUACCAUCCUCUAGUCCUUCAUCAGUGCCCACAGGAUAGUUUU